Messenger RNA from Gastrolobium bilobum, 519 nucleotides. RefSeq names its product chaperone protein dnaJ 20, chloroplastic-like. The transcript has a single exon. Lineage: Eukaryota; Viridiplantae; Streptophyta; Magnoliopsida; Fabales; Fabaceae. The record is from RefSeq and is a predicted model, not a curated record. Gene Ontology annotation, cellular component: chloroplast. Bases 16 to 519 code for a protein of 167 amino acids.
CUAAUUAGAGCAUUAAUGGCUGUUUUAUCCUUAAGUUCAAGCCUAAGCAUUUCCAAGCCAUUUCAAUGCGUUCCACUCUCAACUAAACAGCAAAGAACUUCACAUAUGCAGUUUUCUGUUUCAUGCAGAGCCACAAAGACCACACAUGGAAACUUCUACAAGAUGUUGUCUCUGAGUCCCGGAAGUGCCACAAUGGAUGAGAUAAAGAGAGCUUAUAGAUCAAUGGCUCUUCAGUACCAUCCAGAUGUGUGCCAUGAUCCUUCUAUGAAAGAGGAGUCAACGAGGAUGUUUGUUCAGUUGAAUGCAGCUUAUAAGACUUUGACCAAUCCUAUGCUUCGAGCAAAGUAUGACUCUGAAUUGGGGUUGAGAAACAAAAUGUGUGUUAGUGAAGAGAUAUGGAGAAAUAGGUGGCAGGAGCAAGUGGUUGAGUUGAAGAAAAGGUCUUGUAGACGUAUGGGACAGAAAGGGGGAUCAUGGGGCACCAGAAUGAGGACACAAAGCAUGAAACACAGGAACUAA